Oncorhynchus gorbuscha (pink salmon) is the source of this 3251-nucleotide messenger RNA. Its product is annotated as transcription factor E2F1-like. NCBI's taxonomy places the organism in Eukaryota, Metazoa, Chordata, Actinopteri, Salmoniformes, Salmonidae. The record is from RefSeq and is a predicted model, not a curated record. Gene Ontology annotation, biological process: regulation of transcription by RNA polymerase II; G1/S transition of mitotic cell cycle. Gene Ontology annotation, molecular function: protein dimerization activity; RNA polymerase II cis-regulatory region sequence-specific DNA binding; DNA-binding transcription factor activity, RNA polymerase II-specific. Gene Ontology annotation, cellular component: Rb-E2F complex.
UAUUUGGCGCGUAAACCUCAACACUUGUUCUGAUCAGCUGGAACAAUAACAACAAUAACACAAUCGGUUUGGCGCUCAGAUUAUAACUUUUAUGGAAGGACUUCAGUCAAGGUGAUCAACAAGAUGAUCCAUAUAAUUUGUUUACAGGAUAUGUAGAUUUUUUUUGUGGGGGAAUUAUUUGCCAUUAUUUCGGUUUUUGUCGGAUUGGUUCCUCGGUAUGCUGACCAAACGAGAUGGUGAAGAACUGAGUUGGUUGGUAACGUUACUGCAGCAAGCUAGCUAGCAUUCUAAGGUGCCCUAAUUGUCAUUUGAAAGGAUGCGUAAUAAAUCCAGUUAUUCGUCCAAGGUAGCUGAACUAAAAGUUCAGAGAUGACUUGUGUCAGAAGGUGCUGAAAGUAGCAUAUCAAGCCUUUGGACUUGAAUUCUGCCACAAAAGACAAUUUAGGGGACUAGAGCACCCCGGCUGUGUGUGCCAUGUCAGAGGCACUCGUAUCAGGUCAGACGUCGGAGGAUCUUUUGGCAGACUUUGAGUCUCUUUUGAAUGCUGGGAGUAUUGACCUAUCAGAGAACCACCAGAUAGUCAUCAUUUCUACCCCCAGCAAUGUGGGCUUAAACUCAGCUGUACCCAGCAACACUGGAGAGAUCCUCCUGUUCGCUACCCCCCAAGGCCCUGCGGAUGUGGUCCAGGACCAGCGACGGCCAACUCUGGGACGACCUCCGGUGAAGAGGAAGCUGGACUUGGACAGUGAUCACCAGUAUGUCAGCACCUCUCGCCCACCUUCUCUUGGGAGGGCCCCAACGUCCACACCAGCACCACCCAGAGUUACAAAGCCUUCGACAGAGAAGUCUCGCUAUGACACAUCUUUGAACCUGACCACCAAGCGCUUCUUAGACCUGCUAGCCCAGUCUCCUGACGGGGUGGUGGACCUCAACUGGGCCUCACAGGUCCUGGAAGUGCAGAAGAGACGCAUCUAUGACAUCACCAAUGUCUUGGAGGGUAUCCAGCUCAUCUCCAAGAAAUCAAAGAACAACAUACAAUGGCUGGGGAACCGCAUUGAUGGAGCAUCUGUUUCCCGUUACCAGGACCUACAGAAAGAGGUCUCUGAUUUGACACAGGCUGAGGAGAAACUGGAUGAGCUUAUUACCAAGUGUAACCUCCAGCUCAGACUCCUCACUGAGGAUACCCAGAACAAGAAGCUGGGUUAUUUGAUGUGUCAGGAUCUACGGAAGUCUUUUGACUCUCCUGACCAGCUGGUGAUGGUCAUCAGAGCCCCGCCAGAGACCCAGAUGCAAGUGUCAGAGCCCAGUGAGGGCUAUCAGGUCUCCUUGAAGAGCACCCAGGGUCCCAUUGAUGUCUUCCUGUGUCCAGAGGACAUUUCUGGUGUCUGCAGCCCAGUGACAGGCAUCAGCCCUUCUAAAGCCACAUACCAGAUAAUGCCCCAGCCUGCAGAACAACCACAGUGCAGUUCCACACAGGAAAUGACAUCGUCAACAGCUGCGUCCCAACAGAACUCCUCUCCACUGCCAUUGUUUCGUGAAGCGGGAGCAGUCCUGGAAUGUUACCCGUUCACUAACUUGGAAGUGCUGCCAGAAUUUGACCUUUCACCCUUGUCAUCCUCUGACUUCCUCAGUGGGGAGGGCCUUGGUAACCCACUGGAUGGGUUCAUCAACCUGUCCCCUCCACAAACCCACAGCUACCACUUUGGCCUAGAGGAGCAUGAGGGCAUCACUGAACUGUUUGACUCUGACUUUGGAGACUUCACCCCACUAGAGUUGGGGUGGAGAGAAACACCCACAGAACAAGAAUGAGGUUGUAUCUCUAUGGAAACACCCAAUACACACCCUUUUCCCCUCAGAAAAGUAUUCCCAUGUGGCUAAAAUACAGAAUUGUACAGCACAGACAGUAAUGGCACUUAAGUCGUCUAGCAAGAGGUUAGCUUUAGAUGGCUAUUUAAUUUAUUUCUAUACAGAUAAUGUUUUUGUACCAAGAAUGUUUUUUUUUCUUCUUCCCCUCAGUGGCUUGAGAAGGUGUACUUGUGGGAUAUGGACUUAUCAGCUUGGAAGCUAGUACUGAAUUUGUUAGGUAGGCAUUUUUGCCAUAGUCUCAGGUGUAAGGAAGAGUCAGACUUUUCCACUAAGAGUUGGGUUUCAGAUGCAUUUUAAGAAGUCUUACAGUAUAGUAUGUUGGCCAAUGGUAAUGGCAGGAUAUAGCCUAUGUAGGUUAAGAGACCUUUUAUAGAUGAAGUUUGGGAUGUCAUGCCUUAAAGCAGUGGUUCUCAUUCCUGGUCCUGGGAACCCAAAGGGGUGCACAUUUUUGUUUUUGCCCUAGCACUACACACCUGAUUCAAAUCAUCAAAUCCUGGUCCCCAGGACCAGGAUUGAGAACCAGUACCUUAAAGGAAAGAUUCACCCGUUUUGAAUGUUAUAUCGUUUUUGUGCAUCUCUGAGCGAUGUUCUAUCGAUUCCUGGGGUCCUUUCAUGUUUUCAUGUCUAUCUAAGCUAUUGUCUUUUCAAUCUUGAGAUGCACAAAAACACUUACAUUCAAAAUGGGCAAACAUUUCCUUUAACAUUGAUUAGAUCUGUUUGGUAACAUAAUUACCAAUAAGAAAAUAUGAUCUCUUUUUAAAACCUGUCCAUAUUGGUCUACAGUUUGAAUAUAUUGUUUUACCAGGCUUUACAUUUGGUUGAUUGUCAGUCAUACAUUAUAUCACAGUUUGUCAUUAUCAUGAACCUUAUCACAGCUCCUUUUCUGCAGGUCUUAUGCAGUGCCUUACAACAACAACAUAAAAGUGUUGGAUGGAUGCAAUUCAGGUGUUAUUCUGUGUCUAUAAUUGAGGUUUUUGAAUGAAAGUGUUAGAUUUGAAUUUCCUAACAGUAAAUUGUGGAUUACUACUAUUUGGGGCUGUCAGGCUACUUACUUUACUUGAGAAUUCAGCCACUGUGUUAAAAGUGCUUAAGGGAAUUUAACUCUGCAGUCAAUUUCACAUUGUUCAGCACUUUGUUUUGUAACAACAUUACAAAAUGAGCUUUUUUUCCCACAAAUUCAGUGGUGAAAAUAAUGACUUGUACCAAUCCGAGUGGUUUAUCAAGCAUGUCUUUUGUAUCAAAUUAGUUUUUUGAAGAAUAAAAACAUUGCUAUAUGGGGUAGUUGAUGAUGAUAAAAAUAAGGUGAAAACAAACUGCAAAGAGUUCCAUUAACGUAAAACAGACAUUUCUAGUUCCAUCCCGUUGUUUAAUAAGUGAAAGACAGA